AUGGCGCAACAACAAGGCGAUAAUGUGAUGCGGAGGAAACUUGUGAUAAUCGGAGAUGGCGCGUGCGGGAAAACUAGUUUACUCAGCGUCUUCACACUCGGCUACUUCCCAACUCAUUAUGUCCCCACGGUAUUCGAAAACUACGUAACGGAUUGUCGAGUCGAUGGCCGCUCCGUGCAAUUGGCUCUUUGGGAUACAGCUGGACAAGAAGAUUACGAACGACUGCGCCCGUUGGCAUACUCCAAGGCUCAUGUUCUUCUGAUUGGGUUCGCCGUGGACACACCGGACACGCUGGAGAACGUAAAACACAAGUGGAUUGAAGAAGCGAACGAACGCUGCCCCGGUGUACCCAUCAUCCUCGUCGGUCUCAAAAAGGAUCUGCGAGAAGAUCCACUCGCCAUCGAAGAAAUGCGCAAAAAGUCCCUCAAAUUCGUCACAGCCAAGGAGGGCAAUGACACCGGCACCAACAUCGGAGCCCGCAAAUAUCUUGAAUGCUCCUCCUUGACCGGCGAGGGUGUUGACGAUGUGUUCGAAGCAGCCACUCGAGCUGCCCUUCUAACUUUUGACAAGCGGGAAAGUUCCUGCUGCGUGGUGCUAUAA
Penicillium verhagenii is the source of this 600-nucleotide messenger RNA. RefSeq lists its product as uncharacterized. Lineage: Eukaryota; Fungi; Ascomycota; Eurotiomycetes; Eurotiales; Aspergillaceae. Bases 1 to 600 code for a protein of 199 amino acids. The record is from RefSeq and is a predicted model, not a curated record. Gene Ontology annotation, molecular function: GTPase activity; GTP binding. The transcript is spliced from 5 exons. Gene Ontology annotation, biological process: small GTPase-mediated signal transduction.